Colletotrichum karsti is the source of this 738-nucleotide messenger RNA. RefSeq lists its product as uncharacterized. Gene Ontology annotation, biological process: oxidative demethylation. The record is from RefSeq and is a predicted model, not a curated record. The coding region runs from base 1 to 738 and encodes 245 amino acids. The transcript has a single exon. Lineage: Eukaryota; Fungi; Ascomycota; Sordariomycetes; Glomerellales; Glomerellaceae. Gene Ontology annotation, molecular function: oxidoreductase activity; demethylase activity.
AUGGAAGAACUCCCGAUCCGGCCUUCGGGCCUCUUCUGGCAGGACGACUUCAUCACGGCGGAGCACGAGGCGGAGCUGAUCCAGAUUUUCCGCGAGGAGCUCGAGUGGCCCGAACGCAGCGGCGGCAGGCUGUCGCUGCACUACGGCUACACGUUCGACUACAAGACGUUCGGCGUGGACCCGGACGUGCCGUACAAGCCGUUCCCGGAGUGGCUGCGGCCGCUCGUCCCAGAGUACGAGGGGCGGGACCCGGAGCAGGUGUGUCUGCAGUAUUACCCGCCGGGCGCGGGGAUCCCGCCGCACGUGGAUACGCAUUCGGCGUAUGACCAGCUGUACGCGUUGAGUUUGGGGGCGGGUGUUUUGAUGCAGUUUUCGAGGGUGAGGGAGGGAGCCGAGGAGAGGAGUGAUGGUGACGGAGGGAAGGAGGGCCAGGGUGAGGGAGGGAAGGAGGAGAAGGAGACGGUGGAGGUGGACCUCACGCCGCGGAGCAUGCUCCGGAUGUCCGGGGACGCGAGGCUGCACUGGACGCACGGGAUCAGGAAGCGCAAGACGGACGCGCUGCCGGACGGGACGGUCAGGCGGAGGGGGGACCGGUGGAGUAUCACGUACCGGUGGGUGCGGGAGCCGGCGGUCUGCGAGUGCGGGGAUGUGAGGCUUUGUGAUACCGCGCAGAGCAGGGCCGGGGUGGAGAGGGUUUUGCGGUGGAAGAAGGGGGAUGCGGGUGAGGGGAAGGAGUGA